GUGUAUUGUUUAAACUGCUCAAAUCCGACUCAGCUCUCAUACCAAUAAAACUUCCACUAAAGCGAGUGAUGGCGGCCGUCGUGUCUGUUAGCACCGCUGCCAUUGAUGAAAACACAGACACAGGGCUCAGUUUUGCCUCUCGCCCGCUUCAAGAGAAUUACGACCCCACCCCCAACGAAAACUGGAUGCUGGGAGGCCACCGACGUCCCGAGUUUGAGGCCAGCGAAGAGGACUCAACGUCGGAACGCGAGUGUCAGCGGAGGGUCGAUGAGGACUUGACAUCAGUGAGCCCCGAAGAGAUAGAGAGCCGCUUAGAGAGAACUCGCCGGGAGUUUUACAACCGUAGAAAAAUUAUCAUUAAAAAUCUGCCCUCCGACGUUAGCAAUCAGGAGGUCCACGAGCUGCUGGGCAACUAUGACUUGAAGUACUGCUUCGUUGACAAAUACAAAGGCACAGCAUUUGUGACACUGCUAAAUGGGGAACAGGCGCAGUGUGCCAUCAAAGAGUUCCACCAGCAUGUGCUAAGGGACAGGGAGAUAUCUGUGCAGCUGCAACCAACAGACGCUCUGCUGUGCAUUGCCAACUUGCCCUGCGCGUUCACCCAGCAGCAGUUUGAGGAGUUGGUACGGCCUUUUGGUAACUUGGAGCGCUGCUUUCUGGUGUAUAGCACCUCCACUGGCCACUCCAAAGGCUAUGGCUUUGUGGAGUACAUGAAGAAGGACUCAGCUGCAAGGGCCAAGUCAGAGCUUUUAGGUAAACAGCUGGGCUCCCGCAUGUUGUAUGUCCACUGGACCGAGGUGGGCUCCCUCACUUACCCACUGCUGCACUCUAAAUGCCUGUGUGUGGAUCGCCUGCCCCCGAGCCUGCUGACAGCCCAGGACCUCCGCAACGCCCUGGCUGACACCCAUGCACCAGUAUUCUGCCAGCUGGCACAGGGACAAGAUGGAAGUUUCCGACGUUUUGCCGUGCUAGAUUUUGCUACCGCCGAGAUGGCCGAGGAGGCCCAGCGGCUGACUGAUGGCAGGCUGCUGGGUGGGACGCACAUCAGGGUGUCCUUCUGUGCCCCUGGUCCUCCUGGAAGAAGCAUGCUGGCUGCUCUGAUUGCUGCCCAAACGAUGGCUGUGAACAGGGGUAAAGGUCUUCUCCCUGACCCCACUGCCAUACAGAUACUCACAGGCCUCAAUAACCCUGCCACUCUUAAGAUGCUGCUCAACCCACUGUCGCAGGGAAACAAGCAAGGCCUCCUCGGCGCUGCUCCUACAAUGCCCUUGCUGGCCAACCCCGCCCUCUCUGCUGCCCUGCUCCAGCUGCUCCUUCAGAACCAGGCCAAGGCCCAGCAGCAAGCCUUUCUGGGAAAUCAUCUACUGUGGGCUCAGGUGCUGCAUAAUAAAGAGAACCCUCUCGUUCCUUGUGCAGGACUCAUCGGGGAGAAUCCUCUGGCUGCUCUGCCCGUCCAGCAGGGAGUACAUCUGCUCGGAGACCUGCCCCAAGGUGGUGUAGUCUCAGGCGUGGGUCUUCAGACGGAUUCUCUGAACCCCCUAAAGCCGAUGCCACUUGGCAGAGCCCUGAUGAGGGAGCAGGAGUCCCCAACAGCAGCUUGUACCUUCCCACAGACUUCCUCUCCCACCCUGCAGGGCAUCUCCUUGCCUCUGAUGGGUGGGAUGAUAGGGACAGAUGGCUUCACAUCACAAGGGGUUUCCAUUCUCGGUGAUCCUCCCAAAGAUGUGAACCAUCCCCAGAGUACCUUUCUCAGUGUCAACAAUGGCUUUCCCUCAGGAGGAAGCUGCAGACCUCAUCCCUAUAGGAAGAGGCCAACUCUUAGUAAUGUGUCCAACCAGCACACACACCAGAGCAUCCAGCCAAAUUACAACCUUCGCUACCAGGACUCCUGCACCCUAGAGUAUUCUCCUCUCCACCAGGAUCCUAUGGCCCACUUAUAUGAACAGCAGGAGAACAUUGAUGGAGCCCUGGCAGGAUUUGGCCAUCAGCUUUCUCAUCACCCAGAAUUCAGUGAGCGGUUUCCUCACUACAAUUUCCCUCCCAGCCCGCCUAUGUCUUAUUUCAGCUCCGGACCUGAGGCCUCUAGUAGCAGCAGCUUUCCCGCCACCCAGCUCAACAGGGCUGUGGGAAUGCCUCCUGUGAGCCACAGUGCCAACUACCCCCCAGGUCUGGUGAACACUGUGAAGACACCCAUUGGCAGCCACAAGCGAGUGUUCUCCCGGCUGAUCCCAUCUCCGGAGCCCAGCCCUGAGGGCAGCUAUGUGGGCCAGCACUCCCAGGGCCUUGGUGGCCACUAUGCAGACUCCUACCUGAAAAGAAAGCGCAUAUUCUAGUUCCUGUCAGAUGCCUUCUUGUAUACGAGUAGCCAUUCAACAGCCAGGACACAAUGGCAUCUCUUCUGGCCUCCUCCAAUGAACUUUAUAAGCUUUGUGGUCUUUGGAUUUGUCUCUGGUGUACUUCUGUGAGUGACCCCUGGAGGGUGCUGGGGAGGUGUGUGUGUGUGUGUGUGUGUGUGUGUGUGUGUGUGUGUGUGUGUGUGUGUGUGUGUGUGUGUGUGUGUGUGUGUGUGUGUGUGUGUGUGUGUGUGUGUGUGUGUGUGUGUGUGUGUGUGUGUGUGUGUGUGUGUGUGUGUGUGUGUGUGUGUGUGUGUGUGUUUUAAUUUUUCCCUUUUUAUUUUUUACUUUUAAUUUCUCGUUGAAAAACUUGUACAGUGAGAAAAAAGGUUCAUUAGCUAAUGAAGUCUUUUCUCCAAGUGUUUUUAAAUUCCAGUGUUGAGUGGUGUAUCGGCAGACCUACACAUAGUUUGGCCAGUUUUUUUAGUGGCAGUCUCAGGCUGCUCUUUGUUUGACACCUCAAGUGAUAUCUGCGAUUUCACGCAAAAUAACUUGCAUAGUGUAAAAACAAGCUAUACUUUGAAGGCUCUAAUGUUUUUUAGAGCCUUCAUGUUUCCUGUAAAAAGUUCCGUUGUUUGUGUCCUGUGAAGGUUUUUUUGUGUUGUGGUGUUUUUCGUCUCCCCUUUCCUUCCACAUGAUUUCAUAUUUACCUGUAUGACUCCUUGAUUCAGGCCUCUUCUCAUUCGUUAACAUGCAGCUUUCCAUCCACCAAUGACAGCUGUAUGUACCUGUCUUAAUGUUAUGACACUGAAGCUUUUCAACAAUUCUGCCCAACUUACUUGUUCCACGUCGGUUGUCUUUACAAGCCACACCCUCCAACAUGUUUAAUGUCUGUUCUCUACACUGGUUGUCUAGUGAUGCACUUGGAGGGCACAGCUCACAGUCCUCAAUCCUCAUCUGUUCUCACUGCUUUGAGGUGCCGUUUUCCAGCCUUGUCUCACACAACACACAUGUUGUUCAUUUGUUGAAUAUUUUCUAUGUUUAUUUGAGUUAAGUUUUCAGAGUUCCAUCUUGAAUGUCUUUUUGAGAGUCCAAACACCACACCUGGAUUGUUGAGUUGGUUGAAUGGAGUGGUGGACAUACAUUGUGUGCUGUCUCUUCAGCUGCCAGCAGGUGGUGAAUACAGGAACAUUUACCAUAUCUCCUCACCCUCAGAGGCUUGAGUUUGCUUCUUUAGGUGGGUAGUUGGCAGCUGGAGCAAUGGACGCAGUCUGUGUUCAAAGUUUAGAGUAAUGGUGGGAGUUUAGUCUGUGUGGGGGGGUAUCAAAGGAAGCUAGUGGCAGGUGACUGGUCAGUGACAGACUUGUCCUGUUUUUGUUUAUUCUUUUUUUUAUCAUCUGUUUGACGGUUUGAUUGUGAAAACUCAAUUACCUCUGACUUCUGCAAGGAAAUGCAGCUACACUUGAGCCUUAACAGUGUUUUCUGUGAUAUCAUCCUGCCCUGUGUUGGCUUCCCUCUACAUAAUGCAUUUCUGUGUUAUUUGCUGUGUAAUUAGUUAAGAUUGAUCAUUUUUUUCCAGUCCAAAUCUUUUGUUUUCUUUAUCGUACCUGCCUCUGGUCCGGUGUUUUGAAUGAAUUUGCUGCUCCUCAUGUUUUUUGUGUUUUUUGCCUGUUUGUUUAAAAGCUGAUGUGACAAAGAGUGCUGCCACAGCAGACUGCUCAUGUUGUGUAUGGACAAAGAGAUACAGCUGUACAUCACAGUCAUCCACUUAAAUUGAUUUGAUUCAACCUGCUAUCUUCUCCUCUGUACCACCAUGGUUGUCUCUGUAUGUGUGUGAUGUGAGCAAGUAAAUGUUAUUUAAACUCA
Molecule: messenger RNA, 4199 nt
Organism: Notolabrus celidotus (New Zealand spotty)
Lineage: Eukaryota; Metazoa; Chordata; Actinopteri; Labriformes; Labridae
Gene: raver1
Product: ribonucleoprotein, PTB-binding 1
Exons: 15
Coding region: 69-2333 (754 amino acids)
Molecular function (GO): RNA binding
Source: RefSeq, a predicted model, not a curated record